AUGAGCCCUUCUCACGUUCAGAACUGUGAUUUGCAAGAAGGUCAGUGGGGAACCGUCGGCUCCACCGUCUACUUCAACUACACCCAUGAUGGUAAAGAGAGGGUAGCAAAAGAAAUAAUUGAGGCAUUAGACGAAGAAAAUAAGUCGGUGACAUACAAAGUGAUUGAAGGAGAUUUGAUGGAGCUUUACAAGACAUUCAAACUGACUGUUCGUGUUGACACAACUGGAGAAGACAAUGUUGUCACUUGGACUUUCGAAUACGAGAAAUUGAGUGAGGAUAUUCCUGAUCCCCACACUCUCAUGGAGUUUUUCGGUACGAUGACUAAAAGUAUUGACUCUCACCAUAUAUCCAAAAAUACUUAG
This is a messenger RNA of Erythranthe guttata (spotted monkey flower), 363 nucleotides long. The record is from RefSeq and is a predicted model, not a curated record. Lineage: Eukaryota; Viridiplantae; Streptophyta; Magnoliopsida; Lamiales; Phrymaceae.